Messenger RNA from Microplitis mediator, 689 nucleotides. RefSeq names its product protein pygopus-like. The transcript is spliced from 3 exons. NCBI's taxonomy places the organism in Eukaryota, Metazoa, Arthropoda, Insecta, Hymenoptera, Braconidae. Bases 40 to 504 code for a protein of 154 amino acids. The record is from RefSeq and is a predicted model, not a curated record.
CAUCAUAAUUUAAAUAUAUGUGCAUGUAUAUCUAAAUAUAUGAAAAUCAUUGUAUAUAUAAGACAGAAUAAUUGUGAAAAAUAUAUCAGUUUUUUAAAAAUGAACGGAUUGAUGAUUAUAUUUAUUGUUUGCUGUGCAAUUGGUCUAGCGAUUGCACAAGGACCUGGUGGUAUGGGGGGUCCACCUCAUCCACCUCAUGGUAUGGGAGGUCCCCCACCUCCCCCUGGUGGGAUGGGAGGCCCAGGAGGUGGUCAAGGUGGAAUGGGUGGUCAAGCUGGUGGGCAAAUGAGUGGUGGAUUUGGUGGACAGGGUGGAGGAGAAUCUGAUAUGAAUGAGGGCUCAAGACAAAGGAGAAGUUUAGGAGACGAUGAACCUCAAACUUUUUUUAUCGAAUUCGCGGAAAAAAUUCAUAAUGAUAUGCAAGGCCUAGCUGGAGGCGCCAGAGGACGACGUUCACCUCAGAGACGACCUAAAGGACCAGAAGAUAUGGGAAGAAAAAUUUGAUUUAUUAAUUAUGAAAAAUAAAAAAAUUAGUUAUGACUUUUGCUGAUAUAUUUGAUUAUGAUGUAUGAUGUAUAUUUAUAUAAAGAUUUAUUAUUACUAAAUAGAGUUAUCGAUUUAUGUAUACAUGUAUUUAAGUUUGAUAAAUUCUGCACAUGGCAAUAAAAAUAAAUGUAUUUUGAAAAAUG